Molecule: messenger RNA, 1606 nt
Organism: Stylophora pistillata
Lineage: Eukaryota; Metazoa; Cnidaria; Anthozoa; Scleractinia; Pocilloporidae
Product: dipeptidase 1
Biological process (GO): proteolysis
Molecular function (GO): metallodipeptidase activity
Source: RefSeq, a predicted model, not a curated record
CAAAGUGCGCUCUGCACAGGUUCGUUUGAAGAGUUUAUGUCUGCUUGGAUUGUGGAUAGAGUUAGUGAGGAACAUGAGCUGUGAACGGCUCUGUUCAUUAUGUUUCCUGUUCAGCUUUGUUUUUCUUGUUGGCUGUGUUCCAGUUUCUCGUGAUCGCAGCCGCCGUUCUGCCAUGGAUUAUCUUGCUAAGGCCAACAAGAUCCUUGAUGAAACACCUUUAGUGGACGGACACAAUGAUAUUCCUUAUCAGAUCCGGAUAAAGUACAAGAACAGGUUUGAAAAUCUUACUUUCGACACAGAUGAGUCAGGAUGGCAUACAGACAUACCUCGACUGAAAAAAGGCAAAGUUGGCAGUCAGUUUUGGGCCGCCUGGUCUUCAUGUAAUGUACGACUAAAAGAUGCCGUCAGAAUUGGCCUGGAACAAGUAUCUGUCAUACACCGACUGAUUAACAAGUAUUCAGAUGACCUUGUAUUUGUGAAAACAGCGCAAGGUAUCAGAGAUGCAAAGAAGAAUGACAAGAUCGGAUCUCUGAUUGGCUUAGAGGGUGGUCACAUGAUUGACUCGAGCCUGGCCACUUUACGAAUGUUUUAUAAUCUUGGAGUCAGAUAUAUGACGCUGACUCAUUCUUGCAACACUGCAUGGGCUGAUGGGUGGACAGACAAAGUUUCAGGAGAGAUUCAUAAAGGUCUUACAGACUUUGGAAAGCUAGUUGUACUUGAGAUGAACCGUUUGGGAAUGCUUGUUGAUUUGUCACACGUUUCCUUUAAGACGAUGACUGACACUCUUGAUACUGUCAAAGCCCCUGUUAUAUUUAGCCAUUCCUCUGCGUAUGACAUUCAUUGUCAGCAUGGCCGCAACGUUCCAGAUUAUGUCCUCAAGAGAAUGCCUGAGAAUGGAGGAGUUGUUAUGGUGAAUUUUUACAGUGACUAUAUAUAUUGCAACAAGAGCGAUCCAUCAAAAAAAGAUAAUGCCACCUUAGAACACGUAGCAGAUCACAUUGAUCACAUUAAGAAGGUCGCAGGGAUUCAUCAUGUGGGCCUUGGAAGUGAUUAUGAUGGUGUACCGCGCUUACCAAAAGGGCUUGGGGAUGUAGCAAAGUUUCCUGAUCUUAUUGCUGAACUCUUGAAACGAAAUUACACUGAAGAUGAGGUGAAAAAGGUGGUUGGUGAGAAUCUCAUCAGGGCUUUUGAAAAAGCUGAAGAGGUUGCUAAAGAACUACAGAAGAAACAAGCUCCAUUCGACGAGUAUCGAUUCUUCUCCAAUGUAACUUGCAGGCCGAAUUACGGAGGUGGUUUGACAGGUUGGGUUCCAAGAUACAAUAGAACAAUCACAGCUGUACCUUUGGUAAUCUGAUGAACUGUCUAGUAAAGUUGAGAACUGACAGGAUUUGCAGUAAAGUGAAAGAAGCUUGUUUGGCUGGGCGACACAAAACCAAACAAAUUUACUCGAUACAUUUUAGUAACAUAGCUAUAUAAUUGACAAUCAAAGGUAAUUGUAGUGGAGGUUUCUAUAAUGAUGACUCAAUCUGUACACCAGCCAAAAGCGAUCUCGUUCCAUAUUAGUCUUAGUGUGAAAAAGAACCAAAUAAAGUAAAACUAAAACUUC